AUGGAAACAAAUGUCAAGAAAAAGAAUGUGAACAAAACCUGUAAUGCUCUGCCAAGUGCUGGGGAGGCCGCUGCUAGUGUCUCUAGCAUCUUGCCUUCAGAGCAGGUGUCAGAUUUUUCCAGAAUUUUGCCUGAAGUAGUACAUCGAGAAGCUGGACCCCAGAAAAGACGACCAAGCACUGCAAUAAUAUCAAAACGGUCAGUUUCUUCAAACAUGUCUCGGAUGCCACUGAAUCGGCCCAUCAUCCCACCGAGAAGACCUUGCUUCAGGGUAUGCUAUAUCUGUGGCAGAGAAUUCGGGUCACAGUCUAUUUCUAUACAUGAACCCCAGUGCCUAGAGAAGUGGCACAUUGAAAACAAUCAGCUACCAAGGCAUCUCAGAAGAGCAGAGCCCAGGAAACCUGAGGUCAUUACUGGUGGUUCCUGUAUGCUUACAGCUGAAAAUGAGGCAGCUUAUCAUAGUGCUCAAGCCCAGCUCCUGCCCUGUGGAAACUGUGGCCGAACCUUCCUUCCUGACCGUCUCAUUGUGCACCAAAAGUGUUGCAGAGGAGGUAGUAGCAGUGUGGGGCUGUCAAGCUCUAGCCCCCAUAAAUCUGGUAAAGGCCCAAGCUCUGGGUCUGGCUCAGCAAGUGAUGAUCCAUCUAAGACCUGUCAAGGAAAGAGCAGGGCUGCACCAGCCGUGUUAGACAAGGCACAAGUGAUAAGACGGCCACCAGCAGUGAUUUGUUACAUAUGUGGCCGUGAAUACGGAACAAAAUCUGUUAGUAUCCAUGAGCCACAAUGCCUGAAAAAAUGGCACCAGGACAAUGACAAGCUACCCAAGCACUUGAGAAGGCCAGAGCCCAAAAAGCCUGAAGUCAGUCACAUACAAGCCAAAGGUUUCUAUGAUCUUGAUUCUUUAAAUGAGGCUGCCUGGAUCAGCGCCCAGAACCAGCUAGUUCCAUGUGAUAUUUGUGGGCGUACUUUUCUUCCAGACAGACUGAUCGUCCACCAGCAGUCCUGUAAACCGAAACCUGCAACGUGA
Messenger RNA from Fulmarus glacialis (Northern fulmar), 1023 nucleotides. RefSeq names its product zinc finger protein 474-like. NCBI's taxonomy places the organism in Eukaryota, Metazoa, Chordata, Aves, Procellariiformes, Procellariidae. The record is from RefSeq and is a predicted model, not a curated record. The transcript is spliced from 3 exons. Bases 1 to 1023 code for a protein of 340 amino acids.